This is a messenger RNA of Acinonyx jubatus (cheetah), 11436 nucleotides long. RefSeq lists its product as uncharacterized. Lineage: Eukaryota; Metazoa; Chordata; Mammalia; Carnivora; Felidae. Bases 3699 to 8027 code for a protein of 1442 amino acids. Gene Ontology annotation, molecular function: beta-catenin binding; actin filament binding. Gene Ontology annotation, cellular component: adherens junction; catenin complex. Gene Ontology annotation, biological process: cell-cell adhesion; cell migration. The transcript has 7 exons. The record is from RefSeq and is a predicted model, not a curated record.
AGAGAGAGGAGCGGGGUUCACCCAAAGUGGGGCUCGAGCUGACCCAACGUGGGGCUCAAACUUAUGAACCAUGAGAUCAUGACCUGCGCUGAAGUCCCAUGCUUAACCAACUGGGCCACCCCAGCAACCCUCAUUUUUUUUAUAGGGCUGCUAACAAAUUGGGUAGCUUAAAACAACAGAAAUUGAUUCUCUUACAGUUCUGAGGCUAGAAGUCUGAAAUUCAGGUGUCAUCAGGGGCAUGCUUUCUCUCAAGGCUCUAGGGAAGAAUCCUUCUCUGUCUCUUCCUAGCAUCUGGUAGUUGUCAGUAGUCCCUGAUGCUUCUGGCUGAUAGAUACAUCACUGCAAUCUCUGCCUCCAUCAUUGCAUGGCAUCCUGUCUCCCUGUCCAAAUUUCUCUCCUCUUAUAAGGAUAUCAGUCAUUGAAUUAGGGCCUACUCACAUCUAGUAUGACCUUAUCUUUAACUUGAUUACAUCCUUCAAAAAACAUAUUACUAAAUAAAGUUGCUUUCACAGGUUCUCAGUAGAGAUGAAAUUUGGAAGGACACUGUUCAACCCAGCACAGCACUCUUGCUGUCUUUUGGUUCCUUUUUGCAAGGGAUAGCUUGUUCCCAUCACUUUAUGUUCUACCUAUUUGUGUUUUGAAUCAAGGUUGUAUCUCUUAUAGAUAGAAUUGGGUUUUGCUUUUUUAUGCAGUUUGUUGAUGUCUGUGUUUUGAUUAGGGUGUUUAGAGAAUUCAGAUUUAAUAUGAUUAUUGAUUUAGUUAUACAUUUGUCAUUUUGCUAUUUGUUUUCUGUUUUCUCCUUCUUGAUUGCCGUCUUUUAUGUUAAAUAAUGUUUUCAUUAUUUUUUUUUUUAAGUAGGCUCCAUGCCCAACAUGGGACUUGAACUCAUGGCCCUGAGAUCAAGAGCCGCAUGCUCUACUGACUAAGCCAGCCAGCUGCCCUUAGUAGGCAAUUUUAAUUCAUUGUUGAUUACUUUUAGUAUUUUUGUAAAAAGAUUUUGUUAAAAGUAAUUUCUGCACCCAAUGUGGAGCGUGAACCUAUGAUCUCAAGAUCAAGAGUCACAUGCUCCACCGACUGAGAAGGCCAGGCAUCCCUACUUUUAGUAUUUUUUAAAGUUAUUUUCUUGGCAUUUGCUUUUGGGAUUAUAAUGUGCAUCUUAAAAAAAACUUUGCUUCAGCUCAGUACUAAUUUAAUCCUGGUAAAAUAAUGAAAAUUUGCUUUAAUGUAGUUCUAUUCUCCAUCCCCUCCUUCAUGCUUUUAUUCUUGUAAACCCAACAAUAUAGUGUUAUAAUUGUUAUUUUACAUAAUCUUAUAUUUUUAAAUCUGUUAAGAGAAAAAAUGCAUGUAUGGUUUUGAUAAUUCCUUAUGUAAGUAACUGUAUAGAAAUUUUUCACUGCUUUCUGUUGAUUUGAAUUACCAUCCAGUGCCAUUUCCCUAUAGGCUGAAGGAUAGUAUGUCUUGUAAUAGACAGACUCUCCUGCCUCUGGGAAAUCACUUUCACUGACAACGAUCCUGGGUGUCUUCACCCAUUGCUCCAAACUGGGUGAGCCAGUUUGGCAAUAGAGAAGGCAAUAGAGAAGCUGCUGGUCCUCAUGGACUUCCCUCCCUCGUAGAGCCCCAUGUUGAUGGCAUAGGUGGAGUCAGCCCCAUAGUAGAACUCCAUAGAGCUUCACAAAGUCCAGCAAGUACUCAAGCAUAAACACACCUUGGAUUGUUGUAUGCAUUUGGUCAGUUUCCAGAGUGUUGAAAUGGUUGUUUUAGGGCAGUUCCAUCCCAUAUUUCCACUUGCUUCUAGGGAAGAGAAUUUGACAGUCUCUUCACUCAACUGUUACCAGAAAUCGUGCCUCAAUCACUAUCCUUCCCAACAUUUUUGUAAUUAAUUCCUUGAACCAAAUUCCCUCCAUUUACAAAAAAUUUUUAAUAGAGAGAAAAAAAUAUUUUUGAGAGAGAGAGAGAGAGAAAGACAGAGCAUGAAUGGGGAUGGGGGGCAGAGAGAGAGGGAGACACAGAAUCUAGAACAGGUUCCAGGCUCCAGAGCUUCGAGACAGAGCCUGACGCAGGGCUCAAACUCACAAACUGUGAGAUCAUGACCUGAGCUGAGGUCGGACACUUAACCAAUUGAGCCACUCAGGCAACCCCAGAUUCCCUCCAUUUUAAAUACCUAGAGUCAUUUCUGUUUUCUUGACCAGACACAACUCAGACACUGUAAUCUUUAGAAACUUACUGAAAGUCGGGGAUGGCUAAUAAUCUGAAUAGGAAAUCGUUCUCAAAGAUUUGGCACCAUUCAUACACCCCAGUCUUCAGCUUCCUCACUAAUGAAGUGAAACUUUUCAUAACAAUUAAGUUGUUCCAUGGAAUAAGUGAGUUGAUGUGUGGAAAACAUCUGAAACACAGUACACACCUAAUAUGAAUUAAAGUCUAUUUUUCCUGUAGCUUAAGCCCCAUUCCUUUUAGUGUUCUCAAGAAACUGCCAGAAUAUUCCCUCAACAAACCCUUGUGAAAACCCACACGAGGGAACUAGAAAGAAGCCAAGUUAAUUAAACUGCUCAAUGAUUCAUCGUCUGCCUUUCAUUAGCCCUGGUGCCAGAUUUCCUUUUCAUUCCCCACAACAAAACUGCCUGAAGACUCAAAGUUGAAUCUUAUUUUUAUGACUGGAUUGAUUAGAACAGUUCACUUUUCCUCAUAGUUUAGUCUAGUUCUUAUUCUUUUGAAUAAGCGUGACUUUAAAUACUGAAGAAACAGCAGAUCUUCCAUAGCUCCAUGUAUAAAUUAUGAUGUUUGUCAGCAAUCCUGCCUGUGACGUCAGUAGCAGAGUCAGCUAACAGUUGCUGGGCGAUGCCACGGUCUUGAACUGUCUGUCGCGUGGAUGUAAAUAGAUUCCUGCUGCUGGUUAAAAACAAAAGACAAAUAACUGGAUUCCUUGCAUCUAGAGUGAAUUCAGUGGUCUACUGUUUGCCUCAGAGAGUGGGAAGUAUCGCCUCAUAGAGGUAAGCAAAAACCUUCAUCUUCCCCCCUCCCCCACCGCCUUGUUGGUUCUCUAUGGGAAGCUACACUCUUGGAAUUAUCGAUCAAACAUUUCAGCAUUGCAAUUUUGUCCAUUCACCCAUACGAUGCUUGAAAUUUCCAUAUGAUAUCCUCAGCUUGUCAUUCAGCCUUGUAUACAUCCAGGGGAAGGAAGUUUAUUAACCCUCAAGUAAGAGUAUUCUUAGGAUCUUUGAGAAUUUUGAUUUGAGAUGCCCAUUCAAUCUAAGAGAGAACUUUGUCUUGCCACAUGGCUUUCUUUCAUUCCUUGUUCUGAGAAGCUCCGAAGAAUAAAAGACAAUAUUUCUUUCCUCUACUGUAUUAGUUCUACAAAUAACGAAGACCUCAGUCAUAUCUUCAUAGUUAGAUUCACCGUUGGUUAAACUAUCUGUUUCAUACAGUUUGUGUAUGUAAGUCUGUUUUCCAUCCUGUUUGCCUUCCUCUAAACCUGUCCCAUGUGUCCUUAUUUUACUUUUUUACAUGUUGCUGCUAAGCCACAAUAUAUUCUGUACUUUGAAGGUCCUGAAAAUUACCCCCAUUUAGCUCUUUAAUAUUUUAUAGAUUUCUUUCCCAUUGUAGGGGUAAAAUUAGGUGAACAUCAAGGCAGAGAAAUAUUUAUACAUGUCGGUCAGCAUGGGCUAAGACCACAUCACACUUCUGUUCAGAGACUAGAAGAGAUGGAAUCUUUUCUCUCAGAAGACAUUGGCUCUAUGAUACAGAACAAGGCCAUUGAGAGAAUCAUCUCCCCAAUGACUGUUCAGCUCUGCCAUCUGAUCAUUUCAAUGGAGAAGAAAGACAUGGAAAAUGAAGCAUUUGCCUGUUUGGAGAAGAUGGCGGAAGAAUUGGCCCAAGCUAGUGAAGACUUUGUGCAAGUUGCCAAAAGGCUGGCAGGAGACUCUGAGGAGGAGUGGCUCUGGGAGGAAAUAAUGCCUACUGCUGAGUCUCUGGUCCUGUCUGGGAGGAACAUCGUGCUGGUGGCUCAGAAGCUCCAUCUUCAGCCGGGAUGUCAAAGCCACCAGGAGGAGCUAGUGACUACAGCUCAGCAGAUCCUGGUGGACACCACAAAGGUCCUGCUCCUAGAAGACGCAGCGAUGGCGAGGAAGAUAGUGCGGGCGGCGGGUUGGUGCCUGACCUGCCUGGACGCGCUGGAGGACGCGGCCUCGCUGCGCGGCCCCUUCGCCGACCUGGCCGCCGCGCUGCUACGCCUGGGCCGCCUGACUGCGCGCGGGCCCGGGGAGCGCCUGGACCACGCCGGCCGCCUGCUGCGGGGCUGUGUCCCCGCGCUGCUCGAGGCCGCCCGCGGCCACCUGCAGCGCCCUUGCGACCCGCAGCUGGCCGCUUCCCAGCGCCACACUUUGGCCCAGACCAGGAAGACCCUAGGCGAGCUGCUGGCGCAGCUGGAGCCCAGCGCCGCGGCCCCAGCGGCCAGCGCCCAAACCGGCGCGCUCACCUGGCGCCUGCGGCGGCUGCGCGAGCUUCUGUCGGCGCCCGGGCACGAGCGCAUGCGCGGCGGCCCUCUAGACGCCCUGUUGGCGGCCGUAGUGUGGCACUGCAUGCGUCUGGCCGCUUGCUCCGCACCGCCGGAGAGGCUGCGCUUGGUGGCCCGCUGCGGCCAGCUGCUGGAGCUGCGGAGCGCCGGGCGCCUGGGUCGGAUCGACAGGCAUCUGGGAGAAGGCCGGGCCUCCGGGAGCCUGGAACCCGGGCGGGAGUGUGUGGAGCUGCAGGCCGCCACUGAGGCCCUGUGCCAAGGAGUCCGCUCUGGGCUGCUGCACCAGAUCCUGGACACGUUCACUGAUACGCAAAGCCCUCUUCAACGACUGGUCCAGGCUGCCUUGGCCACUCGCCCAGUCAGCUCCCUGUGUGAUGGCCAGGCCUUGCCAAAGAAUCUCCAGCUUUUCCUUGCCGCUUUCCGUGACCAGGCCAAGCAGAUGCUCAGAGUGGCUCACUUGGUUUGCUGCCCUCGACAACAAACUGGCAAAGACAUGGAGGUCACCAUGGCAGGCCUUUGGGGGCUUGUGGUCAGAGUGCAGCAACUUUUCUCACAAAGUCCCCAAGGAUCUGGUCUGGACUGGAGCCCAGCUUCCUUGCAGGCCCUGCUUCAGGCAUGGACCAGGGCAUCGGAAGGCCUGUUGGCAUGUUUUGAUGAUGUUCUCAAUAUUCCUGAGUUCCUGAGUGUGUCCAUUCAAGAAAUGACCAAGCACUUGGACUUCUUUAGAUGGGCUUUGAGAAAGGGAGAUUCCAGAGACUUUCCCCAACUUGUGGCAUAUUUACAGGGUCGGGCCACUCACAUAGUGCAGGUGAUGAGCAGGUAUGUGGACCAAGAUCGAGAUCCCAUUUUCCGGAAUGGCCUGAGAGUCUUGAUCCAGCAGCUGGAGCAGUCUUCCCUGUUCCUGAGUGAAGCUGCUGAGUGCUGUUUGGGUGGGCACAGUGCUCAGGACACAGAAGUAUUUUUAACCAUGGCAAAACAUCUGAUCUGUUCAGCCCAGAGCAUCCAAGAAGGGCUGGAUGGGACUAACCACCCAGAUAUCCUCAGCCCGCUUCGGGACCAAGUCCAAAGGUUUGACACUGCUAAGGAACAACCUUAUUUUAUUCUCCCCAGCCUCCAGGACUCCACAACUCCUGCACUGGAACACCAGGGAGAACCUGGGUUGGGGGAAAGCAAUUCAGGCAUCUCCUAUCCACUGAGGAACAAUCUUUCCCACCCUUUGAUUCCUGACAUGCAUCUACAGAGUGGGGACCCUCCACUACCAGCCGUCAGCAAAUUCAUCGUUGCUGUAGAGAGCCAGAGCCACCAGGCAGUGACCACAGCUAGCACCAACCUGCAGGAACAAAACGCCGCUGUGGAUGCAGCUCAAGAGGCCUUGGCUGGGGAGGGACCACUGGGGUCAGAGGGGAUGCCUGGACUCCAAGAAAUCCCAACACUAACACCUUCUAUUGUUGACCUAGGAACAGAGAUAGAACCUUGCACGACUGCUAGAACCGGCGGGCUUCCGGAAGUGGCUCUCCAGCUGUCUGGGAGACCCAGGGAAACCGGGCAGGGCUUGGUAGCCAGGGCUGGUGACUGGUACCCUCUGUGUCAACAGCUCUUUUGUCACAACCCAGCAGGUGAUCUUCUAGGGAACAUGGCAGUGUUCAUGGAGCUGCAGCAGAAUUUGGCCUCAAUGGUUCAACUAGCAGCCAAAAGUGAGCCUGUGGAUUGGGGUAAGAAGGACCCUGACUCAGCUGGGCGUCCAGAAGCACUUUUACAAAUGCAAGGCAGAUUGGAGGAGGUGCAGACCCAUGCUAAACAGCUGUUGGACAAGGUUCUGGCUUUCGAUAGCCUCCAAGCCCCUACGUCAUGGGACGAAAGCUUUGAGGAUGGGUGCCUUCUAUGGUCAGUGGCUGUCCAAGACCUGCUCCAGUGCAUGGAGAGACUCAGCAGGAGACAAGGCCUGUUCUUACUGCCCCUGCGGCGGGCCGUGAAGGACCAGCAGGGACUGCAGGAAGAGUUGGCCCAGGCAGCAGCUGUUUCUCAGAGGCUACUAGAGGCUGCCAGGCUGUCUGGCCUCCUGUGUGGGGAUGCGCAGAUAAAAUGUGAGGUCUCAUUUUUGUGCAGGGAAAUCCAUGUGCUCACAGAUGCUCUGCUGGAUGUGGCACAGAUCCUGGCCUCCUCCCCCAAACCAUCUCCCAGUCUGUCCACACGCUUUGAACUGCUCUGCUUGGAGUUCUCCUUUCAAGCCAAGGCCCUCACUGGCCACCUCAGCAUCAUCAACGCAGACUAUGAACAUGUCUUCCAAGAUGCCUUCUAUCCAAGGCUCUCUGUCUAUAAAGAACCUCAGGCCAGGCCAGAAAGCUCCCUGGAAAGAAUGGUGUCUGGUAUCCAAGCUGCACAGGGAAUUGUGGCAGGAAGUCAAGAGUCUGGGCCCUGCCAGGAGGACCUUCUUAGGGCUCUGGAGAGCAUUUUUGUCCUCACCCAGGAGGUGGCCCAGAGGGUCCCAGUGCUCCAAGAACACUCAGAGGAGUGGAGAAUGCACACCCUGGACUGGCUUCAGUGGGAGUGGGCAGCCAAAGCCCAUCAUGCCAUGGCCCAGCUCCAGGCCUGGAAAGGUGGUCACACCAAGGCCUGGGCACUCUUGGCCCAGUGCCUGAAGCCCAGUGAUGAGACGGCAGUGAUGAAGCCCAGGGAUGAACAGGCCUCUGCCCAGCCCCAGCUCCACUGUGAGGAGGGUGCCUCAGGAGCUGUUGCAGUGGGCAGUGUGGAUUCUCGGGGUGCUGCCCCAAAAGACACCCCAGGGAACUCAGGGGGGGCCUGCACUGUGGACCCAGACGUCACUGGGACAAUUGCAGCAGACCUGGACACGGAGCAGCCGCACAGCCCAGCACCUGGCUCCACAGGCCCACUGGCCUGGCUGGGCCCUGAGCCGGACCAGCUGCUCCCGGAGGAUGGCGGCGUGGAAGGGGGGAGCAGGAUCAUCCAGAUUACCCGAGAGAUGGCUACAGAGGUGCUCCUGAUGGCUCAGAGUCUGAGGAGGAGAGGACCCGUCUUGACCAAAGAUCAGCUCAUUACCUCUGCUAGGAAAAUCGCGACUUUUGGACAAAAGUUCGCCAGACUUAUCCGCAUCAUCGCCAAGAACUGCAUAGAUCAAAGAUGUUCCCAGGAGCUUUUGUGUGUGGUAGACCAGAUUCAAACAAUGAGCAACCAGCUCCGCAUCAUCUCCAGUGUAAAGGCCUCUCUGGCAAGAAGCAGGUCCUCUGAAGAGCUCCUGCUGGAAAAUGCUCAACAGCUCCUCCGGGCCGUGUCCAAGACCGUGAGGACCACAGAAGCUGCAAGUCUGCGGGGCUUGAGACAGCCUUCCUCAGAUCCAGAAGAACUGGAAGUUGCUGCCUUCUGUGUGCAGUGGAGAAGAAAACUGCUAAGGCACAGACUCCGAGAAACUUCAAACCUGGACUAUGAUGAGCUGGGCCUGCGAAAAACAAGCACAGAAGGGCCCCUAACAUUAGCAGCCCUGGUUCCAGAAGCAUUCUAAAGACUGAGAAAUACUCUCUGAGUCAGACUGUCUGUUGAUGUGUGCCUUGGCCCUGAGAUGGGCAGCCAGAGUGGGGAGUGACUCUUAGGCUGAAAUAGGCUCACAUUGUAGAACCUUCUACAUGGGGGUUGGGCAGGUGGGGGGGUUGGUGGCAGGGGCUAGGCCUUGCACAGAGCUGCCUUGGCAGUCCUCCCAGUGAGGGGGAAUGUCCCUGGGCCCCUGGUGAGGCUGAUCCCCUGGGAAUGAUACUUCAGUUUCUGGGCUUAGAAGGAACAUCACAUAUAGACUGUAGGAGGAGGGGGAAAAACAUCGACGCCCUGUUACUUAAGCCUUUAUUAAGGUGUUGCAAAGUGAGAACAGUAUCAGUUGUGCAGGAAGCCAGGUACUGAAAGAUGUGUAGGUUACACUGGGGAGGUCAGUCAAGUUCAAGGUAUGGGGAAACUAAAAUUUGUGUUAGCCUGGGAUGAGCUCCCUAUAAGGACUGGUUUGCGUGGCUACUUGAAGAUUGGUUUGCAUUUUCUAGGAUUUUUAUUAAACUGGAAUCAUGUAAUAGUGUUCUUUCCUACCCCCCCCCCCCCCCCCCCAGCUUCUUUCCUUCAGCAUGAUCACUGCAAGAUGAUCCUUUUCAGAUGCUCAGGACUCUUGGCCAUACUUAGGUCCCAAGAUUUCCUCCUAGGUUUUCUUCUGAAAGUUGGAUGUAGAGAUUUAUCCAUUUUAUUUAUCUUUUUAAAUAACCAACUUUUGGUUUUAUUGACUUUCUUUCCUAGAUUUCUGUUUUCUACUUCAUGGAUUCCUUCUCUUUAAUAUUUCUUUUUUUUUUUUAAUGUUUUACUUAUUUUUGAGAGAGAGAGAGAGCACAUGUGAGUGGGGGAAGGGCAGGGAGAGAAGGGGACAGAGGAUCUGAAGUGGGCUCUGUGCUAACAGCAGUGAGCCCAAUGUGGGGCUGGAGCCCAUGAACCAGGAAAUCAUAACCUGAGCCAAAACCAAGAGACACUGAAUUAACUGAGCCACCCAGGUGCCCCUCUUUGAUAUUUGUUAUCAUGCCUUUGCGCUUAACUUGUUCUCCUUUUCAAGUUUCUGCAUGUGCAACCAGAGAUCAUUAUUCUGUAGCAUUCUUUUCUAUUACAGGCUCUUACUGCUGUGAUUUCUAAGCACUACUUCAGCAUUAGCCUCCAAUUUUUAUUUUUUUCUUUCUCAUACAUUCUAAUUUCCUUUUUGAAUUCUUUGUUGACCAUGGAUUAUUUGCAACUGUGUUAUUUAGUUUCAAAGUAUUUGGGGGGAAUUUCCAGGUAUUUUUUUCUGUUUUGAUUUCGGAUUUAAUUCCUUUGUGGUCAAAAGACAUUCUUUGUAUUAUUUGAAUCCUUUUAAGUUUACCGAGCUUUGUUUUGGGGCCUGGGGUAUAGUUUAUCUGGAUAAAUGUUCCACGUGCAGUAGGGAAGAAUGUACAUUCUGCUGUUGAUAGGUGGAGUCUUCUAUGAACACCAGCUGGGGCAAGUUGAUUGACUCUGUUGUUCAAGUUUUCCAUGAUGUUCCCUGAUGUUCAUUCUACUUUUUCCAUCCAUUUUGAGCGAAGGGUAUUGAAAUCUGCAACUAGAAGUGUGAAUUUGCCUGUUGGGUUUAAUCUCUCUUAAGAGUGACUGUCCUAUGCUGCCUGGGGUCCAACUCUGAACUCUAUUGUUUUGUAUGUUUCAUCUGGCUGUUCUGGGGAUGAAGGGUGUGUGUGUGUGUGUGUGUGUGUGUGUGUGUGUAUAACCUAGCCUCUGUUACUCCCUCUUGGCCAGCAGGGGAAGUACUUGUUUCUCUUUUCAAACUACCUUUUCUCUGGCUCAUGUUUGAGUCUCCUUUUUCAGAAACAUUCCCUGGGUCUUCUCCUGCUAUUCAGAACCAAGUUCCAAGAAAUAUUAGUCUAUUACUGCUGUUUUGUUUCCUUACCAUCCACCAAUCCUUCAAAACUCUGGCUUCAUUUUUCAUUUUUUUCCCAAUUUGUCAGAUGCAAUGGGCUCUUCUCCGAAUUUGGUCUCCCUGAGUUCUUGACUGGUCCAACUCCAGGGACCUCUUCCUUCUUGACACUCUCUCCUCCGUGGGCCUCCUCUCUGCAGUUUUCCCCUUUGCUGACUGCAGCUUUUUAUUCCCUUUGCUCCUUUCCCCCACCUCCACCUGUUCUCUCCUCCACAUUGUCACCCUUUAUCCUCUCUAAUUGCAAUUUUGUUUAGGUUUCUUUGUGGCUUCAAAUCCUUUGCCCCAAGCACAGGGGAACCAGGAGUCAGACUGCUGCCGGCUCUUUGGCCCUUGCUGAAGAAUCACUGCACCGUCAGAGCAAAGCGUUUUAAGGAUAGGCUUGUUGCUUCAGGCAUCCCGUCUCUACCCCAGUGCCAUGGUGGGGAGGGAGAGCCCUUCCCAGUUGCUCCAGACAGUUGGGAGGGGAGGCUUUUGGAAAGGCCUGUGAGGGAGACAGGUACCAGUUUGAGGGUGGGGUGAAGCUGGGUUGAAUCUUGCCACAAGGAUGGGAUCUGUAUCGUGUGUGUCUCAUCCGUUCACCCCUGACACCUAGCACGGAGCCCAAAGCGUUCAGUGUUAGAGGUGUGCGAGGGAUGGGUUUGCUACUCCAUCUGUGAGCGGUUAUCCAACAUGGCCUCCAGAUGGCGAUCAGACUCAGCUGUCCUGCCUGUAAGGGGCUGAAACACAUACAGGACCAGUUCCUCCCUGGAAGAGAGGGAGCAUUGCAGCAUUGGGUCCUUCUCCAAGCACCCUGUGGCUCAGCGGCCACGAGAAGUGGCACCCGGCCACUGUAGUUACAUGCUUCCUGCAUCUCAGUCUCCUCCAUUCAACUGUAAACUCCAAGCCCAUCUGCCCCAUUUGCAUCUGAAUCCCCAGAGCCUAUUGUGGAGCCUGACAAAGGAUAGGUGCUUAGUAUUUGCUGAAUGAAUACAUAAAGCAUAGGUGGUUAUUCACAACUAGCUAAAAUAUCUUCCUGGUAAAAAUAUCGCACAAAGUACAGAAAACUAGGCAAUCUCCCCAUUUUUCUUGUAUGUGUGUAUAUAUAUGUAUACACACACACACACACACACACACAGAAAUAUCAUUCACAGCAGUGAAGCUCCAGGUUUAUAGAAUAAGCCCCACUUCCUGUCUUCCAGGAUAUUUCUUGGUUUUAAAUUCUGGAUUGGAAGCAGGGCUAUGUGUUGACCUCCUGAUAAUUUCUAAAGAUCUCACUCCACGGGGCACCAGAGUGGCUCAGUCAGUUAAGCAAGCAUCUGACUUUGCUCAGGUCAUAAUCUCAUGGUCCAUGGGUUCAAUCCCCACGUCUGGCUCUGUGCUGACAGCUCAGUCUGGAGCCAGCUUCGGAUUCUGUGACUCCCUCUCUCUUUGCCCCUCCCCUGCUCACACUGUGUCUCUCUCUCAAAAAUAA